This is a messenger RNA of Lactuca virosa, 1119 nucleotides long. Lineage: Eukaryota; Viridiplantae; Streptophyta; Magnoliopsida; Asterales; Asteraceae. The record is from the annotation of a GenBank genome assembly.
AUGGGGCACUCUGCAGCGGUUUGGGAUUCCAGGUUGGCCCUCGAAAGGACAAAAGACUGGAAUGGAAUCGAGCAAAUCGUGCUUCGGAAUCCACAAGGAGCUUCAGCUAGAGUUAGCUUGCAUGGAGGUCAGGUGAUUUCAUGGCGAAAUGAACGAGGUGAAGAACUUUUGUUUACAAGUAGCAAGGCAAUCUUUAAGCCACCAAAGGCAAUGCGAGGAGGCAUUCCGAUUUGUUUUCCUCAGUUUGGUAAUUGUGAUUCACUUGAGCAACAUGGAUUUGCAAGAAACAAACUUUGGACGGUUGAUGAUGAUCCUCCGCCACUUCCCGCCAACGAUUCCCAUGGCAAAUCUUUUGUCGAUUUGCUACUCAAACCGUCCGAAGAAGAUCUCAAAUUUUGGCCACACAGCUUUGAGUUUCGUCUUAGAGUUGGCCUGGGGAUGGAUGGGAAUUUAUCGUUAACAUCUCGUAUUAGGAACGUGAAUGGGAAGCCUUUCAGUUUCUCGUUUGCUUACCACUCGUAUCUCUCUGUUUCUGACAUCAGUGAAGUGAGGAUCGAAGGGCUAGAAACAAUGGACUACUUUGACAACCUUUUUAAAAGAGAACGAUUUACAGAACAAGGAGAUGCUAUUACUUUUGAAUCCGAGAUUGAUCGUGUUUAUCUUAGUUCUCCAAAUUGUGUUGCUGUACUUGAUCAUGAAAGGAAGCGAACGUAUGUGUUGAGGAAGGAAGGGCUACCGGAUGUGGUGGUGUGGAAUCCAUGGGAAAAGAAAUCAAAAGCAAUGACGGAUUUAGGAGACGAUGAGUACAAGCAAAUGCUAUGUGUGGAUGGUGCAGCGAUAGAAAAGCCGAUUACAUUGAAGCCUGGAGAAGAAUGGACGGGUCGUUUGGAAAUUACGGUUGUGCCAUCGAGUUUUUGCAGCGAGGAUCUCUGAUUUUCAGUUGAGGUGCCUCCGCAUAAAGAUAUGAUAAAAUCUUUUAUUUCGGGUUUCUUCUUUUCUUAUAUGCAAGUAGAUUUUAGGUGUUGUUUUAUUUAGUGUUUAAGCAUAUCGUGUAAUGUAAUAUGUGUUGAGGAUAAUGACAUACUAUAAUCACAUCCAAAUGUGUUAUCUUAACUGGUG